Molecule: messenger RNA, 224 nt
Organism: Lingula anatina
Lineage: Eukaryota; Metazoa; Brachiopoda; Lingulata; Lingulida; Lingulidae
Product: reelin
Biological process (GO): central nervous system development; neuron migration
Molecular function (GO): lipoprotein particle receptor binding
Source: RefSeq, a predicted model, not a curated record
UGCCACUGUUGUAUGAUGACUUUGAGCGGUUUAAUGUGUAUGACUCUUCCCAUUGGCUGACGGUCACUGAGGGCAUGCUGUUUAUUUAUUGCCAGUCUGCAUCCAGUGCACUGGUCCUUAACAAUCAGGAUAAUCCAAAGUUUGCCAUCACCAAACGACUGAAACUUGCGAAAGGGGAUGUUGUACAAUUUAAGGUCAGAUAUGAUCAAUGUUGGCUGCUCUAG